GUGCUUGACGUGCUUGACGUGCUUGGUCGUGCUGUAAGCUGCAAGUGGUACAUACGCGUGUACGUGCAUCGUCCGGCAUUCCGAGUGGUUCGCGGCGAGAUGAGGGUCCACGACGACGCGGAUCCCAAAUACAGCGCAAUGGGGAAGUCGUCCAAAUUAGCUAUGAAGCGGCCCAGCGCCGUCGUGUUCCGCGAAAAUCCUGGCAAAGUGCGGAAAACGAGCGAGGAUAAUAAAGUCGCGAGCGCGACAAAGAAUAGCGACAAAACGAACAGUGGCUUACAUCAGCGAAGAAAAUCGCUGCCCGUCUAUAUGCUCCGUAAACGACUGUUGGACGAGAUACGCCGGCACAAUACUCUUAUCAUAAUAGGUGAGACUGGUAGCGGUAAAACCACGCAAAUUCCACAGCUGUUGCUCCACGCUGGGAUUGCUGGGUCCUCCGGUUGCAUCGGCAUCACACAACCGCGUAGAAUUGCGGCGGUCAGCAUAGCGCGCCGGGUCGCCCAGGAACAAGGGGCGAAACCAGGAAAGUUGGUGGGCUACUGUGUUCGUUUCGAGGAUUGCACCUCUGCGCAGACGAGGAUCAAAUAUUUAACGGACGGCAUGAUGGUGCGAGAGGCGAUGACUGACGAGAUUCUGUCGGAUUACUCGGUGGUAAUACUCGACGAAGCUCACGAGCGAUCUGUGCAGACUGACGUUUUGUUUGGUGUGGCGAGACGAGCGCAGAAUUUGCGCAAAUUGAAGAAUCUGCCGCCUUUAAAACUUUUAAUUAUGUCGGCCACGAUGGAUCCUAUUAAAUUCAAGGAAUAUUUCCAAGCGCCGGCGUUGUAUUUGGAAGGUCGUCAACAUCCUGUGAGGAUUUUUCACGCGGUUACCUCGCAGCAGGAUUAUGCAUUCGCCGCGUUAGCUACGGCGUUUCAAAUUCACCGUGAGGCACCCGCAAAUGAGGAUAUUCUCAUUUUUUUGACUGGCCAAGAAGAAAUAGAAGCAGCUGCAAUAGCUGCCCGACAAGUGGCUAAACGACUGGAUGGACAAGACUAUCCGCCUCUAAAAGUUUUUCCCUUAUACGCGGCUCUGCCCACUCACCAGCAAUUAGAGGCCUUCAAACCUUCGGCACCGGGAAUGCGGAAAUUAAUACUAUCGACAAAUGUUGCCGAGACAUCCGUCACGAUUGGCGGAAUCCGCCACGUGAUCGAUACCGGUGUUGUCAAAGCGAGAACACAUCAUCCAACGACGGGGUUAGAUGUGUUGAGGGUUGAGAAAAUCUCACAGGCUCAGGCCUGGCAAAGGGCGGGUAGAGCCGCUCGCGAAGCACCAGGCAGGUGUUAUAGAGCUUAUACACGAGAAGAGUUCGAGAAGAUGAAGGACAUGCCGAUACCAGAAAUUCAAAGGUGUUCUCUCGCGGGAGUCGCUCUGCAACUGCUCGCUAUUGGCGUCGACAUUACCACCUUCGAUUUUAUGGAUAAACCGCCUAAAGAGAGUAUAAACGUGGCCGUGAAUUGUUUAGAAAAACUAGGUGCAGUUAAAGGAUCUCCACCGCAGCUGACUACGCUUGGCCGAACGAUGUCACUGUUCCCGUUAGACCCUCGAUUUACCAAAGUGAUCCUUGCGUCGGUGGAACACAGGUGUUUGGAGGAAGCACUGACGGUUAUCGCUUUAUUAUCAGGAGAAUCGAUUUUCAUGGACCCUCCCAUGAAGAGAGAACAGGCUCACAAUGCACGCUCACGAUUUGCUUCGCCUGAGGGAGAUCACGUAAUGUUAUUGAAUGUGUUCCGAGCAUACCAAAGCGUUACGCAGAAGAAAGUGUGGUGCCAAGAGAACUUCUUGCACCAUCGAAAUCUGGAGUACGGGUCGGAAGUGAGGCAACAGCUUGCAGCGUUGGCGGAACGUGCGAAUUUGGAGAAGGUGAGCUGCGGGACGAAUACGAAGCAACUCAGAAAAGCUUUCCUCGAGGGAUUAUACGAGAAUCUCGCUGAGCUGCAGAGGGAUCAGACGUAUGUCACGGUGUAUUCGAAGCAGUCGGUAACCAUACACCCUUCUUCAACGUUGCACGGUACAAAGCCGCCGUUGCUGCUGUUCACUGAGGUCGUAGCCACUGGAAGAUGUUACCUUCGCGGUCUAUCUACCAUCGAUCCGGCGUGGUUGACGCAGAAGAACAUCGGCCCUGGGAAACGCGACUGACGCAAUUUUUUAUCUUACGACGUUAUUUAUACAGAGCUUAUUUUUGUUGACGUGAGAUGGAAUAAUUGAGGCCACUGAGUAAUGGGUAUGACAAAGUGAUUUUUUUCGAUUGAUUAUGGAAACGAUAUAAUUAUAAAAAAAGAUUACUGCGUUGUCUUACGUAUACAUUUAUUCAGCGGUGUCAAUUACGGCCACUGAGCCCUUUUUCAUAUGGACGCAAUUUUGUUGUAGAUAUAUUAUUAAGAAGAAUCACUUUUUCUACUACUUGUACGCUUUAAGCACUGUUAUUAAAUUUAGUUAAUACAAAUUUUAAUCAUCUUA
Molecule: messenger RNA, 2499 nt
Organism: Solenopsis invicta (red fire ant)
Lineage: Eukaryota; Metazoa; Arthropoda; Insecta; Hymenoptera; Formicidae
Gene: ath
Product: ATP-dependent RNA helicase DHX33
Exons: 8
Coding region: 100-2178 (692 amino acids)
Biological process (GO): positive regulation of transcription by RNA polymerase I
Cellular component (GO): nucleolus; intracellular anatomical structure
Molecular function (GO): ATP hydrolysis activity; ATP binding; RNA binding
Source: RefSeq, a predicted model, not a curated record